AUGUGUAUGCUCUUGGUUUAUAAAUUCUGUACUCACUUACAGAACACCAGCCCUCCGAAUGCGAAAUUCAUCCCGUGCAAGCAUCACCCACGACUUGUAAUAGAGGCUCAAUCCGGUGGACCGCACUCUAUUCAAGAAAAACGGCUUUCGAAUCACCUGGAGUGUAAGUUUUCGAUUUUUGCCAUCAUCUGUCGCAGCAACGAGAUUGACGGCUACACAGACUGUUUUCGAAAUGCACAAACAGUGGUAGUGCAUGUCGGCCACGUACUGCCUCCUGGAACUUGUGUUCCUGACCCCUCGUUGGCUGUGGGUGUCAAGGGCGGCGCCGGUCAAGGUGGUGCUAGCUCGUCAAAACUUUACUUUCGGCGAUGUGAUGGGUUCUAUGUCGAUGUUAAUGGGGAACCCUUGCCUACACAGAGGGAAGCGUACCAAGCCGCUCAGCAGGCGCAGCAGCGGUCGACGCAGCAGCGUUCUCCUCAACCAGGUCCAGUCCAGCAGGAUCCUCUCCCGCAGAAUCCACCACCGCAGGCUCCGCCCAAUCAAGACCGAGGCUCGAUGACAGGUUCCCAAAUCUUACCAGAAGAGCGCCAGGAAAUCUGUCAACCGACCUCGGGCCUAACCCAGCAACGUUCUUCCUCGCAAAGUCCGCCCCGGGAAGCCGCUCAGCAGCAAAAGCAAGAGCGAUCACGUCAAGGCCAGCAGCGCCAGCGUUGA
Endocarpon pusillum Z07020 is the source of this 714-nucleotide messenger RNA. RefSeq lists its product as uncharacterized. The transcript is spliced from 2 exons. The record is from RefSeq and is a predicted model, not a curated record. NCBI's taxonomy places the organism in Eukaryota, Fungi, Ascomycota, Eurotiomycetes, Verrucariales, Verrucariaceae. The coding region runs from base 1 to 714 and encodes 237 amino acids.